This is a messenger RNA of Anopheles stephensi (Asian malaria mosquito), 3378 nucleotides long. RefSeq names its product 60S ribosomal protein L26-like. Lineage: Eukaryota; Metazoa; Arthropoda; Insecta; Diptera; Culicidae. Gene Ontology annotation, cellular component: ribosome; membrane; cytosolic large ribosomal subunit. The record is from RefSeq and is a predicted model, not a curated record. Gene Ontology annotation, molecular function: RNA binding; structural constituent of ribosome. Gene Ontology annotation, biological process: ribosomal large subunit biogenesis; cytoplasmic translation. The transcript has 4 exons. The coding region runs from base 628 to 3258 and encodes 876 amino acids.
CUCCGCUCUUGCAUUAAGUUUUAUCAAAAUCUGGCUUUGUUUUUGAUUAUUCACAACACUACUUAGUGCAUCUCGGAUUACAGGCACUAUUUGCUUUUUGAUAACACGCAGAACGAUUCCCUUCAUCUCUUCGAACCACGACACAAAGGAUCGGGCCAGUUUGAAUCAUCGACCGGUCCGGAUUUGAGAGCAGUAGCAGCAGCAGCAGCAGUCUGGGAGGCCUGCGGCGUUGCAAACGGCCGAUAAUGUUUUGCAAUGUCCUUAACCGUGGCCGACACGACGACGACGACGACGCUAGCAGCUGAGCCACUUUCAACGACGGCGGAGGAAAGGAGCAACAAGAGUGCGGCCAGACAGCAGCCGAUUACGCUAAUUUUGCCCACCAGCGGUAAGCUGUUUUUCGAGAAAAAGCAAGAGUUUCAACUGUGCAAACCGCAGCUGCUCCCACUGAAAUCGUUCAGCUUGGAGAAGUUGGAAAGAAUGCACCAAGAAGCGCAGCGCCAGUUGCAGGAAACUCGUGCCCGAACCGCUGCCUCGAAGAGUGCCAACAAUUUCUAAAAGAACCAGACAAAACGCACCCCAUUACGACCCGUCUAAAGCGGUGGACGCUAAUUCUGCACCGACAAGAUGGCUUAUCUGUUGGUAUUUUCCAUCUGUUUGGCACUACUGCUCGCAUCGAUAUCGCUCUAUCGCUACGGUUGCAUACAACGGCAGCAUCCGAUAGUGACCUUUUCCGUACUCACGGCGUGGAGUUUUUCGUUUCUAAUCGUGUUUACAAUACCGCUGGAUGUUACCUCGACCGUGUAUCGUCAAUGUCUGCAGGAACACAACAUCACCAACAGCAACGGAUCGAACAACGAUGGACCGGAUGCCAUCUGUCAGCGACCGUGGGGCAUGGUAGAGGAGGAAGUGUUCCCGAACCUGUGGCGCAUUAUCUACUGGUCCUCGCAGUUCCUGACCUGGUUGAUUAUGCCCCUGAUGCAGUCCUACCUGAAGGCGGGCGACUUUACCAUCAAGGGCAAAUUACGAUCGGCGCUGGUAGAUAACGCCAUCUACUACGGCACGUAUCUGUUUAUCUGUGGCAUACUGUUGAUUUAUCUCGCGCUGCAACCGGGCAUUUCGCUCGACUGGCAAAAGCUGAAGGCGAUCGCGUCGUCCGCCUCCAACACGUGGGGCUUGUUCUUGCUCGUGCUGUUGCUAGGCUACGCACUGGUCGAAGUACCGCGCAGUUUGUGGAACAACUCGAAACCGGGCUUUACGCUGCAGUACGCGUACUUCAAGCUGUCCAAGCUUAGCUCCGAAAAGGCCGAAGCCGAGGAGAAUGUGGACGACGUGCUGGAAAGCCUGCAGUCGGCUAGCCGUGCAAUCCCACCGCGGCACGAGCUGCGUCCGGCACUGGAAACCAUCAUCCGGAAGGUGCCUACCGAGCUGAUGGAACGGGCAAGCCGGAUAAGCCGCGAGGAUGGUUCGCCGAUGGCCGUGCCGUCGGAAAAGGCACUGGUACGGCUGCAUCGGCAGGUGAUCAAGUCGCUGCAAACGUUGCAGCGCACCGAAGCGCUGUGGAGCGUUCAAGUUAACAAAGUCCUACAUCUGGAGGAUGUCGCCAAGAAUGCGGUUUCGCUCGAUCAUCGGUUCAAAAGCGAAUUCCCCAAGCAUCGGGUCGGCAUGGCGCGGGCCAUGUACAAUCCAACGAUAGACUGGUACUGGGAGUGUGUCGUGAAGGCACCGUUCCUGAAAGCGCUGGCCGUUAUCACCGCAUUCCUGUCCUUCAUGGUCGUGUGGAGUGAGCUAACGUUCUUCAACCGCAAACCCGUCCUGUCGAUAUUCGCCAACGUGCUGAACGUCGCCAAAGGUAGCUACGAUUUCGUGACGAUCGAACUCUUUUCCAUGCUUACGCUCUGCUACCUCUGCUACUGUGCGUACUCGACCGUGUUUCGCAUCAAGUUCCUGAAUCUCUACUACCUGGCAGCGCACCAUCAAACGAACGAGUACAGUCUGAUCUUUAGCGGCAUGCUGCUGUGCCGCCUGACGCCACCGAUGUGUCUCAACUUUCUCGGCAUGAUACACAUGGACUCGCACAUCAUCAAGGAGCGCGUGCUUGAAACGCACUACACACAGAUUAUGGGCCACAUGGAUGUGUUGGGCAUCAUCUCGGACGGGUUCAACAUCUACUUCCCGAUGGUGAUGUUGGCGUUCUGUCUGGCGACCUGGUUUUCGCUCGGCAGCCGGGCACUGAAUGCGCUCGGCUUCCAGCAGUUCAUGCUGAACGAAACGAUCGCGGUGGAACUCGUCCAGGAGGGCAAGGAUUUGAUAGUGCGUGAAAAGCGUAAACGGCAACGGGCGGAAGACGCAAUGGCCCGGAGGCGUGACAACAUUUUGGGUCAAAUCGCUCGCGACGGAACGAUCGGCAGUGCGGGCAUUGCGGGCGGCUCGAACGGAAAUGGUGGUGGAGGAGGCGCAGGUGGCAACGGUAGCGGCGGAGGUGGUGGUAGUGGUGGUAUACUAUCCAAAUACAAAUCCCGCCAUCUGGACACCGUCGGACCGAACGACGAUCUGGUCGGGCAUGGUGACGGUCGACUGGACUACAGCAGUACGGGCAGUGGCGCACGUGGAUUGGACGAUAUCAAUCGUUCGCUGUCGCAGGAGAUUAACGAACGGUUCGGUGUCAGUACUGGAGUGUCCGUCGGUUUUAAGGGAUACGGUACCACGUUCGAGGAGGACGAUAGUCGUAUGGGAGGAGGUGCGGGAGGACGUUCCACCGCCAAACCGAAAGGACUGUUCGAUGAUCCUUGGAUAAAGAUGAAAUUCAACAAAAAUGUUUCGUCGUCCCGGCGCAAGAGCCGCAAGCGCCACUUCCAGGCCCCGUCGCACGUCCGCCGAACGAUCAUGUCGGCGCCGCUGUCGAAGGAGCUGAAACAGAAGUACAACGUGCGUUCCAUGCCCAUCCGCAAGGAUGAUGAGGUGCAGGUGGUGCGGGGCCACUACAAAGGCAACCAGGUCGGCAAGGUGGUUCAGGUGUACCGCAAGAAGUACGUCGUGUACAUUGAGCGUAUCCAGCGCGAGAAGGCAAACGGCACGAACGUGUACGUCGGUGUGCACCCGUCCAAGUGUGUGAUCGUGAAGCUGAAGAUGGACAAGGAUCGCAAGAAGAUCCUGGACCGCCGCGCGGAGGGCCGUCUGGCAGCGCUCAACAAGGGCAAGGGCAAGUACACCGAAGAAACUGCUGCCACCGCCACCGCGAUGGAAACGACAUCGUAGGAAGGUUCUACUACAACACAAAUCCGGCGUGGUUGGAAAAGGAGAGUGGAUGGUGUGUGCGGUCGUGACACGGAGGCGAAUAAAAAAGGACAGUGGAGAGAAAGUUAAACACAAAAGUUA